Molecule: messenger RNA, 3529 nt
Organism: Drosophila simulans
Lineage: Eukaryota; Metazoa; Arthropoda; Insecta; Diptera; Drosophilidae
Exons: 2
Coding region: 196-2289 (697 amino acids)
Biological process (GO): protein peptidyl-prolyl isomerization
Molecular function (GO): zinc ion binding; peptidyl-prolyl cis-trans isomerase activity
Source: RefSeq, a predicted model, not a curated record
GUUGGCGAUUUGUGCAAGACCUCAAAUUAAACUGGAAUUGCUUAUGGUUGCCUAAUUUGUAGCUUUAUAGAUUUAACAGAUUUUCCGAUUUCAAAAUGUUCAACCAAACAUGAUCAGAGUGCGUCGGCCUAAUAAGUUUGUAAAUUUCACCUACGUAUUUUUGUUUAAAUUUUAUACUUUUUAGUACUGACAAAAAUGGAGUCCAUCCAGGUGCCAAAAGAGCUGAAAUCGCUGCUGAGCUGCGGUCAAUGCCAUCGCCCGUACGAUCUGGCCACCGGUCUUCUGCCCCAGGAGCUCGUCUGCCAGCACAGCUUCUGCACGAAGUGCGUGCAGAGAAACACCGACCACAGCUCGUCCGAGUGUAUCUGCAAUUUGUGCGGAUAUCGCACGCAGCUGCAUGGCCAGCAGCUACCGCAAUCCGUGGCCAUCAUGUAUCUGCUACGUGAGCUGCCAGCUUUGAUUCUGGGCAGGGCCAUGUUGGAUUUCUCGUACAAAAAGAGCAGCACUAUUGAAAUUUCUAGUGAAGAAGCACCCAGCAGCCCGUCGAAAAACUGGGUGGAAGACAUCAACGUGGAGAGCUUUCUGGCCACCAGUAUGGAGCACUGUUUCAUCCAUGCCAUGCCGAACUCUACGUGGUGUCACACUUGCCAGCGUCUGCUGUGCCGCGCCUGCUCGGAUGUCGCAUUGCAUCAGGACCACAUCCUGGUGCGCCAGGUUGAUUACCAUGACCUUAUCCGCCAACUGCUCAAUUUCGAAAUGGAGAAGAUCAAGAGAACGGCUGUCCAUGCCAAAGAGUUGGCCACCCGCGAAAUGGAUCUACUACUCGAUCUGUGCGAAGCGUGCCACCGCGUUCAGUUGCAUGUGAAGCGUGAGAUGCUGGACCACCAUCCUAGCAUGGUUGCGUCCUCGAUGAUGGGUUGGCAUCGACUAGCUGAGCGGGAUCUGCAUCAAGCCGGUAGACUUACUGGAACAAAAAUGCUGCAGGUGCUCGGCCACUUGGCCUCACAGCGACACAGAUACGAGAGCCAAUUGGACCAAGUGCACUUUCAGUGUCGAAUGCAAGCCGCAAUCCAGGAGAACGGCAUGCAGGUUCUGGACUUUGAGACUCUGAAUAACAGGAUCGCAUGGCUACGCAGUAAUCGUCAUCCCGGUGCUAUUCCCGCCAAUGUGGACCCACCGCAGGCGCUCAUCCUCACCAACUACUGUGUGUACGCCUACUGGUGCGAGAUGCAGCGCGAAAUGAUUACUCCAAGCCUUAGAAAUCUGAGACCGAAUCCAGAAUUACUGCCGCAACCCCGACGAGCUGUGGUGCCUCCGCAUUUCAAUAAUAGCUUGCGGGAGGUGGAGGUUCUGGAUUAUGUGCAGCAGAUCGAAAACCAGCAGUUUCGAACGCUCAGUCAACUUCCGUAUGAUGGUUCACACGAAUCCUCCUCGUCGCCGAACAGCAGCAGCAGUAGAAACAGCCAAAGCAAUUUUAUUGCUCUGGACAUGGAAUAUGGACUUCGAAAUUUGGUGCGCCAGUUGCAACAGCAGCCGCAGCAAGUGCAACAGGAACAGCAGCAGCAGCAAGUGCACCAGCUGACCCACCUAAUUCACCAGCCAGAUGCGAUCCUCGCCAACUCGGUGGAGCCGCAGCUAAUGGGUCAACAAAUCCAGGAUCAUUAUCAGCAGGAUGGCGGUACUAGUUCAUCGGUAAGCAUUGUGCGCCAGCCCAUCGUUCACUGUUACCCCAUAUACUUUCUGGACAUGGAAAUAGCAGGAGAACUAGCCGGGCGGGUCCUAAUCGAGGUGCGAUCUGAUGCUGCUCCCCGGAUGGCGGACAACUUUGGGGCGCUGGUGCGGCACGAACGGGGCUACGGCUAUCGGGGCUGCACCGUAUUUCAGGCCUGGGGAGGCGAGAGCAUCAUCACCGGCGACUUUGAGUCGCAGAACGGACGCGGGGGGCACUCGGCCUUUGAGAGCAGAUACUUUUUGCCAGACGAAACGGGAUUGCCGGCACAUCGGGGAACGGUUGGUAUGCGCAGGGGACAGCGGCGACAGGACAGGAGUGGAUUUGUAGGCAGCCAAUUCCGGCUGGUGCUCAACGAGAUGCGAUCCUUCACCGCCAUUUUUGGAUUCAUUGUCCAGGGCAUUGAGCUGGUGGACCGAAUUGCGGCCAGUGGCAAUGCUUUGGGUCGCCCGGCCCUUAGGAGCAUCAUCCGGAAUUCAUCAAACCGAAAGCUCACACACUUUGAAUGUACAACUCCACCAAAUAUCUAUUUUAUUCUUGGAACGCAAAUCUUGGUAUGAAUUUUGUAAAAAUAAACGCACUACUUGAAACGAUCAAUGUAAGACAGUUGAAAGUCGACAUUUUUAGCAACGCAUACAAUUGAGGUCAGCAACAGAAGCCAAUUUUUUUAACACAGAAAGAAAGAAUUUUUAUAAACAAUUUACAACUCAAAGAAACGUUUUGGAUGCUAUUUUAAAUAAAAAAAGACUAUCAAUGAUCUAUAAACAUUUCAGAUUCAUGGACAAGGUGGAAAUUGUAAAAGACCUUGAGUAUUUAAAUAAGUUUAGCCUAAGGAAAACGGCACUAAAUGUGCGUUGAAGCGCUACGACGAUACCUGGACAUAGUAAAUUAGUUACAAUAAAAACUUAAAAUUUUAAACCACGAGUAAGGUGAAAUCCAAAUACACAGCUGACAUGUAAUUAAGGUCAAUUCAGUUAAUAAUUAAUACGAAAUAAAUCUAUUAGCAAUAAGUAAAUAAACGAGAUAGUUUUCGGUUUCUAAAUAUGCAUUUGAUGUGAUCAUAACUAAGGCUAUGUUUGUGAUGGAUGAAAAAUUGAACGCCAAGAAUAGCCAUCCAUAAAAAUAAGGGAAUCAAGUAAUAAUAUGACCUUAGCGAUGUAAAGGAAGGCAAAGAAUCUUUUUAGGAACAAAUCGAACUCAAUUUUACGGAAUUUGUAGACUAAACUAUUGGAAAUGGCCACAUUAUAGUUUAAAUUAUGCUAAGUAAUCAAUAUAAACGUAUAACUUCAAUCGAAAAGUAAAAACUCAAAUCGAAAUCUUAUAUUUUCCAAAAAUAAUAAAAACUCGCAUCACAAUUAAGCAUUAGAUAGAACGAAAGAGUUUGGCAAAAUAAAAACAAAUAAGUAAAUAAGGGGAAUAACUGAAAAAUUGUGAUUGGCUGGCAGUUGCUCAGAAAGUUGUUAUUUCAACAAUUUAAUAACAACAUCGUUUAUGAAUGUCCUAGGUAUACGAAAAAUAAAAUGAAAUUUUGAAGGAGAACCCAGAGCAAUGAUGAGAAGUACAAACCGAGAAGGAUAAAGGAAAAUAAUGAAGUUGUUGCAUUAAUAAAUCAAAGUAAUUCAAGAUAAUGUAAGCCUCUAGAUGUCAAAUGUUUGAAUUGGCGUUGCUCUUGAAACCCAAAUUUUCUUUGCAUGUAUCCUACAACUGAAAAACCAAAUCCCAUUCGAAUUGAUGUCUAAAUAUGGAAGUUGUUUGUGUAAAUGUGUGAACGUAAUUCAAUAAAGGUUGCCCGAUAACUGA